This is a messenger RNA of Rhipicephalus microplus (southern cattle tick), 1164 nucleotides long. RefSeq lists its product as uncharacterized. The record is from RefSeq and is a predicted model, not a curated record. Lineage: Eukaryota; Metazoa; Arthropoda; Arachnida; Ixodida; Ixodidae.
AUGGACAUGCCACCGGACCACACCAUGCUGCUUGCGGAGCAGGUCCGCGUCUUGCGAGCCACGCUCCUAUUUGCCCCGACACCAGACUCUUGGGCGACUUGUGAGCAGGCGUGGUCUCAAGCUGUUGCUCUGGCCACGGAGACUGUCCGCCUCCCACCGUCAACACCAGGACGCCCGGCUCCAGACGUCAACUCCGACAACGCGACAGAGAUCCAGCGUCUCUACCGCAGGAACCGCCUACGUGCCGUGCACCUGAUCAUGAAGGGACCCACACGGUCCUGUACCAUCCCUACACGCGACAUCCAGGACCAUUGGGCCUCCACCUGGUCACCUCGAAAGGCGGACACGUCAGCGCCGUUCCGACCCGCGCCUCUUGUUCCGGUCAGCAUGGCGUCGUUCUCGACAUACGAGGUUCUCCUCCGGCUCCGGAAGUCAGAGAACACGGCUCCCGGUCCCGACAGACUGAGCUGCCAGAACUGGCGGUCCGUCGUUCUGGAGGCCCACUUCCUAUCUGCCCCGUUCAACGCCUGCGUUCACCACCAUCGCAACCCGGACUCAUGGCGAACGUCGCGCACGGUUUUGAUUUACAAGAAAGGUGAUCCCUCUGUCCCGGGCAAGUGGCGCCCGAUUGCACUUGGCUGUACUGCCUCUAAGCUCUACGCCAAGUGUAUUGCGUCGCGCCUGCAAACCUGGAUCAUGGAUCACCAGGUCUUGUCCAAGUGCCAGAAGGGCUUCCUCCCAUAUGACGGCGUCUUCGAGCUAAACUACCUCUUCCAGCACUGCAUGGACGCAGUCAAAGCCUAUGGCAUGGAGCUUUCCACCGCCCUUCUGGACUUCCCAAAUGCCUACGGGUCCGUUCCACACAAGGCCCUCUUGGAAGCCCUUCAAGGUUCCGGUGCCGGAGAGACGUUCGCCGCCCUCAUCAAGGACCUUUAUGAAAACAACCAGACUGUCAUCGGCUGCCCGCUCAGCGGGUUGCUCUUCAACCUGGUUAUAGACACGGUGGUUCGAGGCGUCCUAGGCACAGGCGACGACCACAACAUCCUCGCCUAUGCCGACGACCUGACGCCCCUGGCCGACUGUUCCGCCCUUCUCCAACAACGCAUCGACAUGGUCGAGAUGCCGGCAACACCAAUCGCGCUAUCCCUUAACCCGAGCAAGUGA